Molecule: messenger RNA, 2440 nt
Organism: Aplysia californica (California sea hare)
Lineage: Eukaryota; Metazoa; Mollusca; Gastropoda; Aplysiida; Aplysiidae
Product: gonadotropin-releasing hormone receptor
Biological process (GO): G protein-coupled receptor signaling pathway
Cellular component (GO): membrane
Molecular function (GO): vasopressin receptor activity; peptide binding
Source: RefSeq, a predicted model, not a curated record
CAGGGAAGCAGCCUCGCGCGGACGUUGUGGCGUACCCACGCAGCGAUGCGACCAGCCGCCGUAUCGUGACGUCGUCCCACGUCCCUCCCUAACUCUCCGCUACCCCCACAGCUUGAGAAGGUGAGAAACUUUCCAAGAAAAAUUUGAAGGCGGCGAUUUGGAGGACCCUAUUGUUGAUGUUCAGGUUAAUGCAUCUGCCUGCUGUAGUGAAUCUGUUUUAUUUACUUUUGUUUCUUCGUCCGUGUUAUAUGGUUUUCAGCCAAUAAGGAUUACUGACAGAACUUUCUGCGAUUUAUUCAGUUUUAUGCUUUAAUUUGCGUCACGUCUUCAGGAGAAUGAGUACUUGAAAGUGCAUGCCCGGAGGAACUAAGGUUUGAGGUCAAGGUGACCAGGCCCGACCAACCCUGAAGCAUGUGAUCUCAAGCGCCUAAGAAUCCCACGUCUACUCAUUCUGUGUGGUCGUGGCUCAAACUCCUAGCGACAUGCCCGAGACUCAUUCAUGUAUCACGUCUCAAAAAGUCCUCACCAAGUUCACCACAACUGUUUCUCUCAUCGCUAUGCUGUUCCCGGCGGCGAUGGCCUUAGCUACGAAACACCUCCACCCGCCCAUGACGGCACGACUACAGGAAGAUCCCCUAUCUCUACAGUCGCCGUCAGCCCUCCGGUCGACUGUAUCGGGGACAGAGAACGCUAGUUCCCUCGAUCAUACCUAUGAAGUCCAGGUGGUGGUGGAAAGAGAAUUCAGCGCCAAAUCUGGACGAGAGGACGAAAUAAAUGCUCUGAAUACGGCGGCCGCUGUAGCGGCUACCGCUGCUAGUACCACAACUCCUAUUAACAACAAUAGUUACAGCCACUGCAUCAAUUUGACUCUGUCAGAAAUCCAGACAAACUACACAGAGUGCCUACAUCCGCUGCCAAAAGAGCUCUAUUUCACAGACGACAACGCUGUAUCUGUGGCAGCCUACAGUUGUUUAUUUGUGGUGGCUGCUGUCGGUAACUUGACAGUAUUCAUAACCUUGUUCCGGAACCGUGGGGUUAAGUCACGUAUUAAUAUGUUUAUUAUGCAUCUCGCUAUCGCAGACCUUAUAGUGACAUUCAUGAUGCUGCCUCUAGAGAUUGCCUGGCAUUCCACUGUGGCAUGGAAGGCUGGAGACGCUGUGUGUCGUCUGCUCAUGUUUUUUCGCGCUAUGGGUUUCUACCUCAGCUCCUGCAUACUCGUGUCAAUCAGCCUGGACCGUUAUUUCGCUAUAAUGAAGCCUUUAUCGAUAUCAGACGCCGGAAACAGGUCCAAGAUGAUGCUCACUAUUUCCUGGUUCUUGUCCAUCGUUGCUAGCAUUCCUCAGAGUAUAAUAUUCCAUGUGGAAAGACACCCCAAGUACAAGUGGUUUGAGCAGUGUGUCACCUUCAACUUCUUCCCCACUCCAGAGCACGAGCUGGCCUAUAAUCUCUUCAGCAUUAUCGCCCUUUACGGACUGCCGCUCGUCAUCAUUACGUCAUCGUAUUGUGUCAUCUUAGUCCGCAUCUCCAAAAAGUCCAGGCAGAGCAAAGACGAGAUGCGAAUCAGCGGCUAUGACGGCACCCCCGCCGAGCAAGGGGGUCUUCGUCGAUCUGGGAUAGGCAACAUCGAGAGGGCAAGGUCCCGGACUCUCAAGAUGACUCUGGUUAUUGGACGUCGGCAGUGAAAAUUGACGGCAAAGUCCAGAGAGGUCUUUUCUUGUUCGCUGUUUCCAAUUCCUGCAUCAACCCUAUUGUUUAUGGAAUGUUCACGAUCAAGUUCAAGAGAGAGCUGAUCCGCUGUUGCUACUGUCUGCAUGGCCACCUCCGACGGCGCCGCACAGACUUGGACAGUAAUGGCAUCCGCCGCUCUCUGCUCAUACCUCUCAAGAGAAACUCCGAGUCCUCCACAUCCUCGAUGAGAAAUACAGACCGGAUGGGACGUGCCGGUUUGGGAGGAGGCGGGGGAGGAGGAGGAGGAGGAGUAGGUGGUGGAGGAGGGUCUGGAGUGAAUGUAGGAGGAGGCGUUGGAGGGGGAAGCGUUGGAGGAGGCAAUACGUCAGGGGGGCUGGACCCCGGAAGUAGUCUAGGAGUUCAAGGCUGUCGGUAUUCUUUCGUGUCGCCAUUAGCUGAGGUAAAGGGGAGCUCGAGUCGCGGUUCGCUAAGCUCGCUCAGUCGGGAUGACAGAGAGAGGGUUAAUUUUAUUUCAUUAGGAAGGGAAGACAGGGUUAACUAUGUUGCCUUCAGCAUGUUGACCAGCUUAGAGCGAUCGAACACGCCCAAUCCAGUUAAUCGGGAGGACCGAGCUAAUUUAAACAAUUUUGUUAGACUUGGUUCGGGUGAGUGAAGCAGGCAGAAUCCUUUGGUGUGUGAAUAUCGACAAGAGCUCAAGUACUUUGGAAAGCUGGUCUCUUUCACAUAAAUUUGAAUCUCACUUGCCGCACCC